CCGGGAAGCAUUUAGGAGACUAUUUCCGGUGUCCUUCUCUCUUUGGAGCGAGAGCGUGCUUGGGAGAGUCGGCGGGGGAGGGUUGCUGCUGCACUUGUUUGCUUACACGGUAGUUGCAAUGGCUCAGAGCCUGAAGGACUUUGCUGGGCGUCUGCCCGCCGGCCCUCGUGGUAUGAGUACUGCUUUAAAGUUGCUGUUGGGUGCUGGUGCUGUAGCCUAUGGUGUCCGUGAAUCUGUCUUUACUGUGGAGGGUGGUCAAAGAGCAAUAUUCUUCAACCGCAUUGGUGGAGUACAGCAGGACACCAUUCUUACUGAGGGACUGCAUUUCAGAAUUCCAUGGUUCCAGUAUCCAAUAAUCUAUGAUAUUCGAGCACGGCCUCGCAAAAUCUCUUCACCAACAGGCUCCAAAGAUCUGCAGAUGGUGAACAUCACCUUGCGAGUUCUGUCACGUCCAAAUUCUGCAGAAUUGCCCAGCUUAUACCAGCGUCUCGGUCUGGACUAUGAAGAGCGGGUCCUGCCUUCCAUCGUCAAUGAAGUGCUCAAAAGUGUGGUGGCAAAGUUCAACGCCUCGCAACUCAUUACCCAACGAGCUCAGGUAUCUUUGCUUAUCCGUCGGGAACUGACAGAGCGGGCAAAGGAUUUCAGCCUGAUUCUGGAUGAUGUAGCCAUCACAGAACUGAGUUUCAGCCGGGAGUACACAGCAGCUGUUGAGGCCAAGCAAGUGGCCCAGCAAGAGGCACAGCGAGCUCAGUUCCUGGUGGAGAAGGCUAAGCAAGAGCAGAGGCAGAAGAUUGUCCAAGCCGAAGGGGAAGCCACAGCUGCCCAGAUGAUUGGUGAAUCCCUCGGCAAGAACCCAGGUUAUAUCAAGCUGCGCAAGAUCCGUGCUGCCCAGAACAUCUCCAAGACAAUUGCUGCAUCUCAGAACCGUGUGUAUCUUACAGCUGACAAUUUAGUGCUGAAUCUACAAGAUGAAGAUUUUACUAGUGACAGCCUCCUGACCAAGCAGGUGAAGAAAUGAAAUAGUGAUUGCCUCCCUAGAACCAUCCAUGUGACCUGGCAGAAUGGGGGUGAUGUGCAGUUAUGCACAUCUCUUCUGCCCAUAAGCAUUCUCUUUGGCUUCUUUUCAGUUGUCAUCUUCACUUGUGUCAACUUGCCAGCGUAUCAUUGAUAAGCCUUUCCUGGCUAAUUUGGUUCCUGUUUUUGAGAACUAUCAGCAGUGGGAACCAGCUAUAGAAAUGGGCCUCAUGUUGAAGGGGGCAAGGAUAGACAUUUUGCUCCCUUAGUCACUGAUUCCCAUCCCACCCAACCUGAAGAAUUGGACAACAAGGGUGGGCUGCAGAGACCUUUCAUUAUGCAAUAUUCUCUGUCAAAGGACUGGUUUUUAAGUAGAUUAGAUUGUUGCUCUCCUUUUCCUGCUGGGGCCAAACGUGGCCUUGGUACAUAUGAUCAUCUGUCUCUCACUUCAGUGGGUGUUUAGUUCACUCUGGCUCCCUUUCCCUGGCCCCCACUGAGUCCCUCAUCUCAGGAAUAGAUGGGUUAUGGGGCCUGUGCAAAUGCUGCCAUCUCCAUUUAUGUAAGUUCAAUUGCGAUUCACAACUUUAUAAAAAUAAAACAAAACCCAAAACUCUUCUGAAA
Rhineura floridana is the source of this 1635-nucleotide messenger RNA. It is a transcript of the gene PHB2, whose product is annotated as prohibitin 2. Bases 119 to 1018 code for a protein of 299 amino acids. The transcript is spliced from 10 exons. Gene Ontology annotation, cellular component: mitochondrion; membrane. Lineage: Eukaryota; Metazoa; Chordata; Lepidosauria; Squamata; Rhineuridae. The record is from RefSeq and is a predicted model, not a curated record. Gene Ontology annotation, biological process: mitochondrion organization.